AUGACGCCUACAUUUCGCCAGUUGCUUCUCGCCCCUCGCGGCAAAUGCGCCAACUCCCGAUAUGUAAAAAUAGACCUGCGAGUCAACCCAAUCUUUGUUGCAGAUCUCCAAGAAGAUAUGGGGAAGUCUGGAGACACGGCCAGACCCUCUCCUUUUCCUCCACAGGCAACCAUCGGAAUAGAUUUUCUUUCAAAGACGAUGUAUUUGGAAGAUCGAACGGUCAGGCUUCAACUGUGGGACACAGCCGGGCAGGAGAGAUUUAGGAGCCUCAUCCCUUCCUACAUCCGCGAUUCUACAGUAGCAGUCGUUGUCUAUGAUAUCACAAAUGCCAACUCCUUCCAUCAGACAUCAAAAUGGAUCGACGACGUUCGAACCGAGCGAGGAAGUGAUGUCAUCAUCAUGCUGGUUGGGAACAAGACAGAUCUGUCAGACAAAAGGCAGGUGUCGCUGGAGGAUGGGGAGCGCAAGGCAAAGGAACUGAAUGUCAUGUUCAUCGAAACUAGUGCAAAAACAGGCUACAAUGUAAAACAGUUAUUCCGCCGUGUUGCAGCUGCAUUGCCAGGUAUGGAGAGCUCACAAGACCAGAAGAACAAAGAAGACAUGAUCGAAGUGAAGCUAAAGGACACACCGCAGGAGCCCCAGUCGCAGGAAGGAGGAUGCGCUUGCUGAGCAACAGCUUCUCCUAUUGGUCAAUUCAAUCCAACAAUCAAUCCUAAAUGGUCAAUUUAGACAAAUGAUGUCCAAUCACAAUUCAGAAUGCAAAUAUGUCUGCUCUUGUGGGCUCAGUGUAUUUUGAAGUGCUGAGAUUCAAUAUGAAAUUAAGAAUUCCAUGUUUUGGUAGAGAGUUUUAUAUAUAAACAGCAAAGUCAUAAUUUUCAUAGCAUUUUAGUCAUAGAUAUUGAUAUACUUGGGUUAUUUUCUUGUGCUUAGUUCCAAGGCCCCUCCCUAUCCCUUCAGCAUUGCUUGAUUAGGCAUAAUUAGGCUAUUUUUCAAGUUGGGUUAUUUAAUCAUGUACUUAAGACAAGGUUGUUUUUAUUCUGAUAUGCAGUCCUUUCUUGUUCUUUUCUUGAAAACUUUUGUAAAGUUCUGAUAAUAAUAAUAAUAAUGCACUCCAAAAGGUGUGAAGUCUUGUGUAUAACAGGGCUGUUCAAUGAGUGGUUACGGUACACUUCUAUAGUGGGGAGUAUGUUUAUGUGGAUACUUCAGUACACAGUACUAUGCAAAGCCAUUUAUGUUAACUAAUAAUAUUUCAAACAUGGUACUUCCUAACUUGCAUUUUGUAUUAUGUUCCACCCUGUAGCAGAGUAGUAGACCAAAGGUUUUUUGAAUAGAAGAAGAAUUCACAGUGGGUAGCGUUUUUGAGGAUAAUUUAUGUUGAUAGAAGGUUAAGGGGGUCCUAAUCACGGUUCUUGCAGUGAUGGAAAUUUUUGCUCAGCCUUUUUUGUUCUUGAUGUUGUUGUUGUUAAAAUGGAAUACCCCUCCAGUGCAGCUGCCUGCUCCCCCUGAAUUGAAAGUGGAAUCUUCCAAAUUAUUACAUCAGCUAGUGUAAAAGAUCGUACCUACAAUUGCGCUUGUUUGGAUGUCAGCGUGAAAACACCCUUCGGAUCGACAAUGGAACAGGCCAGGUGUUUGGAAAGCUCAUUUCACCACAGCUGUUCUCAGGAUGCAACCACUGCAUUGGAGGGGUCAGAAAUGCUAUCCAAAUUCACACACUAAUGCCCUUGAGGAUAAUUAAUGUGAAGCUAUGUAUAUCACCUUUUUCUGGCAGCAAAGCAAGGCUCUAGUUUUAGAACAAAAGUGUCCAGAAAGCUUAAGAGGGAGCAAGUGAAAUUAUGGCAGUUGUGUAUAAUAUAUUCAAGCCUGUGUGGAAAACAAAAUGGUUGGAAGCUAGGGUCUGAAUUCCAUAAUUCCAGUGGGCCCUGUCCAAUGGGGCCCACGGCACCUUUUUGUACAGAAAUAAUGUAGUUGAAUUGUAGGUAUCCAAUUCUCUCUCUAGUGACUUGUGUAUCUAUGGUGAUGUAAUCUGGUGGCAUGGACGUGGCGAAGACUUGUGUACCGGAGCGGCGUGGGGACCCGUGGGCGUGGCGAAUCCAACCAUAGUACGUGCUGCCGUCGUAGCGUUCCAGAUCCAGCUAGCCAGUCGGUGAGAAUUGGGCUAGGACACGACAGAACUUCUUUGUUUCGCUGCAGUGUUUAAAUGACAACAAUAUGGUGCACUUGUCUGGAGAAAUAACUGUGGGACCUGUGCAGUGGGAAGACAGGGAGGGGCACUCAGCCAGGCCAUGGCAACACUCGGCCUUUCGUUCUUAACAACUUCUGACUGUAUCUGUCAAAAAGUAAGCUCUCUAUAUGGCAAUUGUUGGCAAGUCAUUCCAUGCCUUCAAAGCCAACACUAUUGAAUUCAAAUCUUUUCAAAAACAAGGAAUGUUUUGGUGGGUCAGAAGUACAUAUUCUGUUCAUUUAAAGCCUUCAAAAUUUAAUUUUCAGUUACAAAAAAAGCCAUUCAAGGCUACAGUAACAUGACAAAUUGUCAUUUUCAAUCCUUUCACAUUGCAACAAUGGUUAUAAAAUGUAAUUUUUUUUCACGUAUUUUUGUUGGCACUUACAGCCGUGCAACAUCCACAGUUUAAACUAUUGCUUAGCUUCCAAUAUUCCAAAAGUGUGAGAGAUGUCACUCUCUAAAUGUGUUCCAUGGCUGAGAGCUGAUCUGUGUGAAAAUUCAUACCAGCCCCCUCCUUGUUUUUCCACAGGUAAGGUCCCACACAUAAGCUGACCACAGUAAUUCAUGAAACAACAAUGUGUUGACUCAAAAAAUUCUAAGCUGUAUAGUCAUGUGUGUAUUGUACAGAAUUGAAGAACAAACAGUUGGUAGGGGGUGUGUAUGGGGAGAGGCUGUGUAUGGGGGAGCGUGGAGAAUAAAGAUUGGACAAUGGCAUCUGUUUCCAGCCACCAAAAGUCUCGCCGAUUGUUUUUGUUUACUAUGAAAGUCUCAAAUGUGAGCCGAGGACACUUGAGUUGUCCGACAUUUGAUGUCAGUGAUAGACUAGGCAUGUGGUAAGAAACUCUACAAUUGUAUGGUAUGUAGAAUUAUUAAACUAUGUGAGGGAUGCCACCAACAUUGGCAUGUUGAAAUCUCAAGUUAAGACGGUUUGGGUCCCUUGAAACAGUUGCAAUUUUCCCUGGUGUAUAUAACAGCUGUUGAUGAUGGCUGGGGGGUCUGGAAACAGUUGCUGGCCAGUUCUAACCAAUGAGCUUUAGCGAUGAAAAUGUGCUGCAAUGUGACGCUGUAAAAUGAAUGGUACAAGGAGUGACUUUUAUGUUGAUGUGAGCACGAAGUGGAAUUUUCUUUUUCCCCCUCCCCAGCGAGACUGUUCAUCUCCAGCUCUGUUUCAUCUGUGAGUUCUGGUCUGGAAAUUAUGUGUAUUUCCUUCAAAAAGGAUCAUAUUUGAGAUGAAAAGAAAUAUGGUGGUCAAGUCAUCACACUAUAAAUGCAUCAAUUUUUACACUAAGGCCAUUGCUCAAUGCUGAUUGGUCAUUAGAGCCACACCCCAUUUUUCAUACCUGUUGGGCUCAAGCUCAACAGGUCAUGUAAAACUGAAGUUCCAACUUGCUGGUUCCAAUGGAUUCAUUUGACUUGUUAAAAAGUAACUUUCCUUUACAAUUUGGUGGAAGAGAGCCUCCUAGCAGAUCACACUGGAGUUGCAGGACUAAAAAGGAAUGGUGGCGAACCAAAUAUCCUGAACUUCUGUUACAAUGUAGGUGACUCAAAAAUGGACUGUGUAGGAUUUUGGACAAAGCAGGAAAAGGGCUGUACCGGAAACAAUGGUUGGAAGGGGUGAGGGGAAAAAUUGAUAUGGAUAAUGAUACGUAAUAUCAUUCAUAAACUGCUUCCCGCCUUCCUCCAAUGAACAAACACACAGAAAUUCACAGGCAAUGUCAAUCAAAAGUGCUGCUGUGUGACCCAACAUUGUGGAUGCAUGGCAACUGUACCAGAGACCAAAUAUGUAGCUAAUGCUUAUGUCGACUUCUCAGUUUGUUCAACAAUGCCAAUGUUGUAAAGCAAACUUUAAGCCACAACCUUAGCAGCAGCCGCAAUGUUUACCGACCACACAGAUCUACAGAGCUGGAAAUGAUGCUGGAACAGUUGCUGUGGGGAGGGGGGCACCCGACAUUUGGCAGUUGACAUGUGUAGCUGUAGGCUGGGUAGCUCAGUUUGCCAUGUAGUGGUUAUUCCGUAUUCAAUGCCCAAUGGAUCUAAUAAAUGGACCUGACGGA
Branchiostoma belcheri (Belcher's lancelet) is the source of this 4275-nucleotide messenger RNA. RefSeq names its product ras-related protein Rab6-like. Gene Ontology annotation, molecular function: GTPase activity; GTP binding. The coding region runs from base 1 to 669 and encodes 222 amino acids. The record is from RefSeq and is a predicted model, not a curated record. The transcript is spliced from 7 exons. Lineage: Eukaryota; Metazoa; Chordata; Leptocardii; Amphioxiformes; Branchiostomatidae.